Messenger RNA from Stegostoma tigrinum, 2857 nucleotides. RefSeq names its product divergent protein kinase domain 1C (gene dipk1c). The record is from RefSeq and is a predicted model, not a curated record. The transcript has 4 exons. Lineage: Eukaryota; Metazoa; Chordata; Chondrichthyes; Orectolobiformes; Stegostomatidae. The coding region runs from base 210 to 1493 and encodes 427 amino acids.
GCUGUCAUACUAAUGUGUGUGGGUGGCAUCUCGCAGUAAAUGUAUGGGAAGUGCUCUCUCCACUCUUGAGUGCUUGUAACUUAAUGUUGCUGCUUCACAGGAACGUUCCCAGAGGCUAGCUGUCUGAAGUCUGAAGGCUGACCCAGAGAGAUGCCGAAUCCAUUGGAGAGCAGCUCGGCCAGGACACCGAGCUCUCUCCCACUCGGUUCAUGGGGCUGAUGGCUGAAGGUACUGGAGCCAUGCCUACGGUCAUCUGGACUCCCGGUUUUCGGCAGUUUCGAGCGAAAUUGCUCAGGAAACGUGUUUUUUUCUAUUUUCUCCUGUGUAUCAGCUGCUGGCUGCUUCUGAACGCGUCAACAUUCAUCCGCAGGAGUCUUUUCGCAGAUUACUGCACUGACCAGAGGAGUAAAGGGAUCCUCCGUACACUGUGUCAAGACUACAGACAAGGUGUCUUAACAGGAGAUUUAUGUAAGGAUUUAUGUGUGACACAGACUAUGGUUUACAAGCGCUGUCUUUACUAUGACAAAGGGAAAAAAGUCAUCCAGGCUGAUUGGAAUGGGCAGCCCAUCAUACUGAAAUCCAAACUAGAGAACUUCCUGAGCUAUGAAAGUCUGUACCUAUUGGAUGAGCGGGAAAGCAGACCCAUUCCAGAUGUCGAUAUCCUUGUCUUUACUGCACUUGAAAUCAAGCACUCCUUGGGACUAGAGGUGAAGAAUGUCACAAUACCACAGCUAUGGACCAAGCACCUAAAAGGCAGGACAGGCUCGUUCUCAAGGGCAGAGCUGUCUAGUAUGUGGUCCCUCUUUCAGCAGGAGGAGUAUGUGUUUUUCCAGUUGUUGCAGGACCUCAGUAAGCACGUUCUCAGAGUAAUUGGUUCCUGUGGACAUUUCUAUGCUGUGGAGUACCUUACAGCUGGUCACGCAUGGCACCGCAGCCUGUUCUCCAUUGAAAAACUGGUCCCCCUUUCCUGGCGAGGCAGUAGCAGAAAGGCAUGGUGGCAGGUGACAAAUAGAAUUGCAUUGAGCUUCCUCGAAUUGGCCAGGCAUUUUGAGAAUGACUUUUCUUACCAGCUUCAUCUUUGUGAUAUCAAACCAGAAAACUUUGCCAUCAGGGCUGAUUUAACGGUUGUUGCGAUUGAUGUUGACAUGGCAUUUUUUGAACCCAAAAUGCGUGCCAUCCUUGAACAAAAUUGUACGGAUGAUGAAGACUGCAACUUUUUUGAUUGUUUCUCUCGAUGCAAUAUUGAGACUAAAACAUGCAGAGCAGAACGUUCAAAUAAUAAUCUCCAGGUUAUUUGUGAUAAGAUUUUUCGCCCCUUGUUCUCACCAAGGCUAAGUGAGUUAAGGGUGUACCACCCAUUGCAAUCCCAGCUGUACAAAGCAGUUCAAAGAUGUGCUGAGCUGUCUGGCCAGGGCAAUGUGGACAAGAAGACAAUGGAGAUUACAUUCUCUGAACUGUACAACUUAUUUAAGGCCUGCCAAAGAGACAUGUGAAAUCUAAACAACAAAUUGGCUGUCAAAAAGGUCAAAGAGCUAACUGUGGAAAUUGCUGUUGAAAUGUGAACUUGUUUGCAUAGUUCAUCAUAAUGUGUGUAGCAAUGAUAAGCAAGCAAUGUGGCAAAGAGUCAAGAAAGAACUAACUUGUGUUAUUUAAAGCUCUAUUUUGAUACAGCUAAAAGAUAUUUCCCCGACCAUCUGCCACUGCUCACUUUGUAACGGGUGUUUCCCUAGGUGCAAGCCCUGCUAAUGGUUGCCUCACCAAGCCAGCAAACUUUGCAGUGAUGGAUGGGAAACAUGGAUCCCUUGAUACUGUCUUCUCAGGGAGAAUAUAGUCCUCACAGUUAUGGAGAAAGAGGGAAGAGACAAGCAUUAGCACGGCAAUGGUAGGCUGAAGCAUUUGGCCACUCUGGUUGAAUUCCUAAACUUCGCUGGCCAAGCAAUUGUUUGUGCCAUAUAAUGGAGUUCAAUUAGAAGCAGUCGCCCAACAAAGACAAGUGACAAGAUACAGUAGCUCAACAGAUCUGGCAGCAUCUGUGGAGAGUGAAACAAAGCUAAUAUUUCAAGUCCAGUAUGACUCUUAUUUGGAUGUCAUGUGAGAAAUGAUCAACUUAACCACCACUAAUGCUGUUGGCUCUUGGUAACCCUGUGUUGCCAUGGUCCACACUGUGAAAACCAUGAAGGUGGCGAAUUCAGUGGAAAUUGAUAACAUGUUUUACAGGCAGCAGUUGACUCAAGUGUGAUCAGGGAAAGGAGUUAUGUGGGAACCAUAUUUCUGCAAAUGCUACAAGGUGCAAGGAGAAGGCCCUUAAGUAAAAGCAUUCAAGUGCACGAGCAGUAGGUGUGUGUGCACUUGGAAGAUAUUAUGUGAUAAGACUGAUCUCCACCAAUAGCACUUCCAGACAGAAACCUAAACAUUUGUGGCCAGCCACUUCCUUUCAUUCAGCUAUUCAACAGAAUCGAACUGUGAGCACAAAACACAAAGUGUUUAAAUUCAAGGAUUGUAACCUUCUUUUAAGAUGUACAUUCUGUCUUUAAAUUUGCUACCUUGGGAGAUCACAGAAAUUGUAUAAAAAGAUUGGGUGGGUGCCUACUGUAGAUGUGAUUGAUAAGCCCCACACCAAUUGUGAAUGAGACCUGGCAGGUAUAAUGCUCUGCGCCCUUGUGCCAUGGCCUGUCUCUGCAUCACAUACAUUGAUUCAACACAAAGUAUGUUGUAAGCUUUACAGUGUAAUGUGUUAAUGCUGUCUACCAGUUUCUCUAUUACAAGGUAACUACAGCAGCUACUGGAAGAAAGCACAAAAGACAUUGGCAGAGAUAAUGUGAACUGCAGAUGCUGGAGAAUCCAUGACGACAAAGUG